Molecule: messenger RNA, 2212 nt
Organism: Tachysurus vachellii
Lineage: Eukaryota; Metazoa; Chordata; Actinopteri; Siluriformes; Bagridae
Product: perforin-1-like
Exons: 5
Coding region: 131-1891 (586 amino acids)
Source: RefSeq, a predicted model, not a curated record
GUGUAUAAAUACCCUGUUUAGAAUUAAAGAAGAACAUUCACUUAGAAGAGCCUCAGAUAUAAGUACACAGGUUAUAUCUGCGCAAUUACACAUCGAGAAUACAGAAACAGGACAAACACCAAAUACAGCCAUGCUGAAGACAUUGCUGAUUUGGGCCGUGUUGGCUGCAAGUCUUCCUCCUCCAUCCACUCAGAGCUGCUUCAAUGCCAGUGAGUCUCAGUGUCGUGAUGUGGACUUCACUCCAGGAUCUGACCUGGCAGGAGAAGGCUUUGACAUAACCACCAUGGAACGGAAAGGGGCCUUCGUUCUCGACAUGAGCACUUGGCUCAAGAAGGACAAGUCCUGUACUCUGUGUAAAAACCCCUACAUGGGAGGUCAAACACAGAAGCUCCCGGUUUCUGUGAUGGACUGGAGACCGACUCAGAAGUGCAGCACAAAGUUGACCAGCUCCGUCUACCAGUCUAGUGAGGCCCUGAUCAGCUCCAGCUCCUCCUCUAUUGAGAACAACUGGAAGACAGAUUUGCAGAUAAUGACUCCAAAAGUCCAGGGAUCACUGAUGCUGGCAGGCAGUAAAUCCAAGCUGGCUGAAUAUUCAAUGGAGAAAACCAAAAAAGACAAGUUCAGCUUCACCAGCCAUGCUGUUUCAUGUGGAUAUUACAGAUACAGAGUUUUGAACAGUCCACUCCUGCACCCAGAGCUAGUCAAAGAAUUUGGAAGUCUCCCUGAGAUCUAUGAUGAGUCUUCAAAACAUCUCUAUUACAAGCUGAUUGACAAGUUUGGUACUCAUUAUAUCACAAAGGUGACUCUUGGAGGAGAGGUUCGCUCUGUGACCAGCAUUAAGGAGUGCGAGGCAUCCCUACAGGGUCUGAGUGUGGACGAGGUGAAGAUGUGUCUUGAUGUGGAGGCUUCUGUCAGCAAAGGACCGGCUGCAAACUGGCAGGCAGAGGUUCAUCACUGCAAGCAGGAUAAGGACAAGUUUUUGAGAAAAAAGAGCUUUGCUAGCAGCUUCAAUGACAGGGAUACAAAUGUGAUCGGUGGCUACACUCAGAGUGUCGACCUCCUUUUCUCAUCAUAUAACGACCCAAAUGCCUAUAAGGAGUGGGUGGCAUCUCUUCCAGCUCACCCUGAUAUCAUUUCCUACUCGCUUGAAUCCAUCCACAAUUUGCUGCCAGCGAAGACACAUGCAAAAGCACAUUUGCGCAAUGCCAUCAAGGACUACAUCCUCCAGAGGGGCCUGCUGAAAACCUGCACAAGCCCAUGUAAGAUUGGUGUGAAGACCAACUCUAAGGAGCCAUGCAAAUGCAGCUGCAUAAACAACCCCCAGUUGUCCAUAAACUGCUGCCCCACUCAGAAAGGAUCUGCUGAAGUCACAGUUACUGUGAUAAAAGCCACCGGUUUAUAUGGAGAUUUCUGGGAUGGGACAGAUGCAUUCGUCAAGCUGAGCCUCAAUAAUAUAUUCAGAGCCAUGACGAACACAAUACUGGAUGACGACUCUCCUAACUGGAACGCUGAUUUCCUUCUUGAAACUGAGGACCUUACUCGCUCUAUCACCCUGAAGCUGGAGGUGUUUGAUGAGGACACCAGUUCAAAAGAACUUCUUGGAGGAUGUAAUCUUCACCUGAAAUCUGGUGUUUUCAAGGAAGUCUGUCCACUCAAUCAUGGACUUCUGUAUUAUGAAGUGCAGGUGACGUGCAUUCCCGGUUUGAUUGGUCCUUCAUGCUCAAAACUUAAGCCCUCUCCCAUGGAUGCACAGCUGGAGAAAGUGUACGUCUCCCGCAAUGCUCGCCCGAUUCCCACAGGCAUGUUGUUGAAGAUGGGAGUGCUCCUCGACGAACGUAUUCCCCGCUUCAACCAGAGCCACAUCCGCAAAGAUACAGGCUUUGAGUUGUAGACCAGUUCAGUUCUUUUUAAAAGCUUUUGCAUUUUUAAACCAGUUAUAAUAAUGCUUAUAAUUAAAGUAGAAAAUAAAUGCACUCCCCGUGACCAGAGGUAGUUCGGAUAAGCGGUAGAAGAUGAAUGAAUGAAUAAAUGCACGUUAUAUUGACACAUUAUUGCUAAACUUUUCCUGCUCAUUUGUACUGAACUUUGCCUUUUAAAGAUUAAUAAUGUAUCGUAAAACAACUCUUUCCUUUUUGUUAUUUCAGCCAAUAUUGCAUUAGUAUUGAAAUAUCUUUAAACUAAAAUAAAGAGGCUAUAAUGCAAUUCAAAUCAA